AAUUGUGCCUCCGCCAAGGAACUAUGGAGACAAUUCUCGAGCAGCAGCGGCGGUACCAUGAGGAGAAGGAACGGCUCAUGGACGUGAUGGCUAAAGAGAUGCUCACUAAGAAGUCUACGCUCCGGGACCAGAUCAGUUCCGACCAUCGCACUCGCGCCAUGCAAGAUAGGUACAUGGAGGUCAGUGGGAACCUGAGGGAUUUGUAUGAUGACAAGGAAGGCUUACGAAAGGAGGAGCUCAAUGCUAUUUCAGGACCGAAUGAAUUUGCUGAAUUCUAUAAUAGACUCAAACAAAUAAAGGAAUUCCACCGGAAGCACCCGAAUGAGAUUUGUGUGCCAAUGUCAGUGGAAUUUGAGGAGCUCCUGAAAGCACGAGAGAAUCCAAGUGAAGAGGCACAGAACUUGGUGGAGUUCACAGAUGAAGAGGGAUAUGGCCGUUACCUUGAUCUCCAUGACUGCUACCUCAAGUAUAUUAAUCUGAAGGCAUCGGAGAAGCUGGAUUAUAUCACAUACCUGUCUAUCUUUGACAAGUUAUUUGACAUUCCUAAAGAAAGGAAGAAUGCAGAAUACAAGAGAUACCUUGAAAUGCUGCUUCAAUAUCUUCAGGAUUACACUGACAGAGUGAAGCCCCUCCAAGAUCAGAAUGAGCUUUUUGGGAAGAUACAGACUGAAUUUGAGAAAAAAUGGGAGAACGGCACCUUUCCUGGCUGGCCGAAAGAAACAAGCAGCGCCCUGACGCAUGCUGGCGCCCAUCUUGACCUGUCUGCAUUUUCCUCCUGGGAGGAGUUGGCCUCUCUGGGUCUAGACAGAUUGAAGUCUGCCCUCUUAGCUUUAGGACUGAAAUGCGGCGGCACCCUUGAAGAGCGAGCCCAGAGGUUAUUUAGCACCAAAGGGAAGUCCUUGGAAUCACUUGACACCUCCCUGUUUGCCAAAAACCCCAAAUCAAAGGGCACCAAGCGAGAUACUGAGAGGAACAAAGACAUUGCUUUCCUAGAAGCCCAGGUCUACGAAUAUGUCGAGAUUCUUGGGGAACAGCGACAGCUCACUCAUGAAAAUGUACAACGCAAGCGAGCCAGAACAGGAGACGAGUGAGAGGAGGAGGAGGAGGAGCAGAUCAGUGAGAAUGAAAGUGAAGAUGAGGAGAAUGAGAUCAUUUACAACCCCAAAAACCUGCCCCUGGGCUGGGAUGGCAAACCCAUCCCCUACUGGCUGUAUAAGCUGCAUGGCCUAAAUAUCAACUACAAUUGUGAGAUUUGUGGAAACUACACCUACCGAGGGCCUAAGGCCUUCCAGCGGCACUUCGCCGAAUGGCGUCAUGCUCAUGGCAUGAGGUGUUUGGGCAUUCCAAACACUGCUCACUUUGCUAAUGUGACACAGAUUGAAGAUGCUGUCUCUUUGUGGGCCAAGCUGAAACUGCAGAAGGCUUCAGAACAAUGGCAGCCUGACACUGAGGAAGAGUAUGAAGACUCCAGUGGGAAUGUUGUAAAUAAGAAAACAUAUGAGGAUCUGAAAAGACAAGGACUACUGUAGCGCUCAGGGAUGUAACUCAGUUUCUGAGCUUGAGGUCUUCCCUGAGGUCUGCAUUUUCUAUUUCUCCCAGCCAGAUGCUCUUAAAGACUCUUUGCUAUGUAGUCCCAUAGUCUGGCAUGCAUCUUGUAGAAACGAGGCAUGCUGGCAGAUUGCAGGGUUCAAAUGUGUUUUAUCUUUGUUUUAUAUUAAAAAAGAUUCUGUGGGAAA
Octodon degus (degu) is the source of this 1736-nucleotide messenger RNA. Its product is annotated as splicing factor 3A subunit 3-like. Gene Ontology annotation, molecular function: RNA binding; zinc ion binding. Gene Ontology annotation, cellular component: nucleus; spliceosomal complex. Gene Ontology annotation, biological process: mRNA splicing, via spliceosome. The transcript has a single exon. NCBI's taxonomy places the organism in Eukaryota, Metazoa, Chordata, Mammalia, Rodentia, Octodontidae. The record is from RefSeq and is a predicted model, not a curated record.